Neodiprion virginianus is the source of this 17902-nucleotide messenger RNA. RefSeq names its product ryanodine receptor (gene RyR). NCBI's taxonomy places the organism in Eukaryota, Metazoa, Arthropoda, Insecta, Hymenoptera, Diprionidae. The record is from RefSeq and is a predicted model, not a curated record. The transcript is spliced from 56 exons. Gene Ontology annotation, molecular function: ryanodine-sensitive calcium-release channel activity; protein binding. Gene Ontology annotation, cellular component: smooth endoplasmic reticulum; sarcoplasmic reticulum membrane; sarcolemma. Bases 86 to 15472 code for a protein of 5128 amino acids. Gene Ontology annotation, biological process: intracellular calcium ion homeostasis; calcium ion transmembrane transport.
AUUAUACGCCGCAGGGAAGAUUGUCGAAUAAACCGAAAAUUAUCACGAUUCGAGGAAGAACUCUGCCGCUGCUGCUGCUUGGAGGAUGGCGGACAGCGAGGGUGGCUCCGAGCAGGAUGACGUCUCCUUCCUCCGGACGGAGGACAUGGUGUGCCUGUCCUGCACAGCCACCGGUGAAAGGGUCUGCUUGGCGGCUGAAGGUUUUGGAAACCGACAUUGUUUCCUCGAAAACAUAGCCGACAAGAAUAUUCCACCAGACUUAUCGCAAUGCGUCUUUGUAAUAGAACAGGCGCUGUCCGUACGAGCGUUGCAGGAAUUGGUCACCGCAGCAGGUUCCGAAACGCAGCAAGAGUCUUUAGGGAAGGGUACAGGAUCUGGUCACAGAACUUUGCUCUACGGCAAUGCAAUUCUGCUUAGGCAUCAAAACAGUGACAUGUAUCUGGCGUGCUUGUCCACCAGUUCGUCUCACGACAAACUUGCAUUUGAUGUCGGUUUGCAAGAACAUUCUCAAGGAGAGGCUUGUUGGUGGACGGUUCAUCCGGCUUCCAAGCAAAGAUCAGAGGGUGAAAAGGUCCGAGUGGGUGACGAUCUCAUUUUAGUAUCAGUCGCUACCGAGCGAUACUUGCACACGACGAAGGAGAACGACUUGUCUGUGGUUAAUGCCUCAUUUCACGUUACACACUGGUCAGUGCAACCAUACGGCACUGGCAUAAGCCGAAUGAAAUAUGUCGGCUAUGUCUUCGGCGGCGAUGUAUUGAGAUUCUUCCACGGAGGUGACGAAUGUCUUACUAUACCAUCCACAUGGAGCACCGCACCUGGUCAAAACAUGGUUAUCUACGAAGGAGGAAGCGUAAUGAGCCAAGCGCGAUCUUUGUGGAGAUUGGAGUUGGCCAGAACGAAAUGGGCUGGUGGUUUUAUUAAUUGGUCACAUCCCAUGCGUAUCAGGCAUCUUACCACAGGCCGUUAUUUGGGUGUUAAUGAGAAUAACGAAUUAUAUUUGGUGGGCCGGAACGAGGCUACCAUAGAGACCUCGACGUUCUGGCUCCAAUCUGAGAAAACAGAUACGAAAACCAUUCUCGAGGAUAAGGAUUUGGAAAUAAUCGGAACACCGAUCAUCAAAUACGGUGACUCCACAGUGAUUAUGCAGCACGCAACCAAGGGUCUCUGGGUCUCGUAUAAGUCCUACGAAACCAAGAAGAAAGGCGUGGGUAAGGUCGAAGAAAAGCAGGCGGUACUGCACGAGGAAGGAAAAAUGGACGACGGACUUGACUUCUCUCGGUCUCAAGAAGAGGAGUCAAGGACAGCUCGGGUUAUCAGGAAAUGCAGCAGUCUGUUCACACAGUUUAUUACUGGCUUAGAAACUCUUCAAAUGGAUAGAAGAGCCUCAAUGUUCUUUCAGAAUGUGAAUUUGAACGAAAUGGUCAUGUGCUUGGAAGAUCUGAUCAACUACUUUGCUCAGCCGGAAGAAGAUAUGGAACACGAAGAAAAACAAAAUAGACUACGGGCCUUGAGAAAUCGUCAAGAUUUAUUCCAGGAGGAAGGAAUUUUGAAUCUAAUCCUCGAGGCUAUAGACAAAAUCAAUGUAAUAACUUCGCAAGGUUUCCUGGUCGCACUUUCCGGUGACGAGAGUGGCCAGUCUUGGGAUCAAAUUUCUGGUUACCUUUAUCAACUGCUUGCUGCUAUCAUUAAGGGAAAUCACACGAACUGCGCCCAGUUUGCGAACAGCAAUCGUCUUAACUGGCUGUUCAGUCGUCUGGGAUCGCAGGCGUCUGGCGAAGGAACAGGAAUGCUGGAUGUGCUUCAUUGUGUCCUUAUAGAUUCCCCCGAGGCUUUAAACAUGAUGAGAGAUGAGCAUAUCAAAGUGAUAAUAUCUUUGCUGGAAAAGCACGGCAGGGAUCCUAAGGUUCUUGACGUAUUGUGUUCUCUGUGCGUUGGUAACGGAGUUGCGGUACGAUCGUCACAGAAUAAUAUAUGUGAUUUUCUGCUACCGGGGAAAAACUUGCUGCUACAAACUCAGCUAGUCGAUCACGUGGCCAGUAUAAGACCAAACAUAUUCGUUGGCAGAGUCGAAGGUUCGGCUCUCUAUCAAAAGUGGUACUUUGAAGUCACCGUUGAUCAUAUUGAACAAACAACGCAUAUGAUGCCUCAUCUCAGAAUCGGUUGGGCCAAUACAGCUGGGUACACACCGUAUCCAGGCGGUGGUGAAAAGUGGGGCGGCAACGGAGUUGGAGACGAUUUGUAUUCCUUUGGAUUUGACGGUGCUUAUCUUUGGUCGGGCGGUAGAAAAACGCAAAUAGUACAGGACGCGACGGAACCUUACAUAAAAAAGGGGGACGUCAUUGGAUGCACUUUGGACUUGACCAUUCCAGUAAUAACCUUUGCGUUCAACGGAAUGCACCUCAAGGGAUCUUUCCGUGACUUCAACCUGGAUGGAAUGUUCUUUCCGGCAAUAAGUUGCUCCUCAAAAUUAUCAUGCAGAUUUCUUUUGGGUGGUGAUCACGGACGCCUCAAGUUUCAACCUCCGGACGAUUUCUCGCCAUUGGUCGAAAGUCUAUUGCCGCAACAGAUUCUCUCUCUGGAUCCUUGCUUCUACUUUGGUAACAUGAACAAAGUGGUCCUUGCCGGGCCUUGGCUAGUUGAGGACGACACGGCAUUUGUACCAACACCCGUAGACACAGCCAUGAUCAAUCUACCCGCUUAUAUCGAACAGAUAAGAGACAAGCUGGCGGAGAAUAUCCACGAGAUGUGGGCUAUGAAUAAAGUUGAAGCUGGCUGGAUAUUCGGGGAACAAAGAGACGAUCUUAGAAAAAUACAUCCGUGUAUUAUCCAGUUUGAAAGACUUCCGGCGGCAGAGAAACGCUACGAUACUCAGCUGGCCGUACAGACCUUGAAAACUAUCCUGGCUCUCGGUUAUUACAUCACCAUGGAUAAGCCACCGUCUAGAAUAAAGACCUUACGACUGCCCAACGAACCGUUCAUGCAAUCGAACGGUUAUAAGCCAGCUCCACUAGACCUGAGCGCAAUCACAUUGACACCAAAGAUGGAGGAACUCGUAGAUCAACUGGCCGAAAAUACUCACAACUUGUGGGCAAAGGAGAGGAUCAGUCAGGGAUGGACUUACGGGUUGAACGAGGAUUCCGAAAUGAGGCGGAGUCCGCAUUUAGUACCUUAUUUCAAGGUUGACGAAGCGAUAAAGAAAGCGAACCGGGACACAGCCAGCGAAACUGUCAGAACACUGCUCGUUUAUGGGUACAUGCUCGACCCACCAACGGGAGAGCAGCACGAAGCUUUGCUCUUGGAGGCCAGCAGAUUACGGCAACUUUUGUUCAGAACAUACAGGGUGGAAAAAAAUUACGCCGUCGCCAGUGGAAAGUGGUAUUUUGAAUUCGAAGUGCUCACUGCUGGACCCAUGCGAGUAGGUUGGGCAAAAUCCGAUUGCAUGCCUGGUAGCAUGCUCGGUAGCGAUGAAAAUACCUGGGCUUUCGACGGAUACAACGUGACCAAAGUCCACUGUGGUUCGAACGAGUCUUUCGGUCACAAAUAUCAAGUGGGUGACGUAGUUGGCUGUUUCAUUGAUGUCCAAGACGGAACGAUCAGUUUUUCAUUAAACGGCGAACUGCUAAUGGACGCCCUUGGUGGGGAGACAUCGUUUGCAGAUGUUCAAGGCGAUUCGUUCGUGCCAGCCUUUACGCUUGGGGUUGGUCAAAAAGCUAAAUUAACAUUCGGCCAAGACGUGAAUACAUUGAAAUUUUUCACAACCUGUGGACUGCAAGAAGGCUAUGAACCCUUCUGCGUAAACAUGAAUCGUCCCGUUACUUUCUGGUAUACCAAAGAUCAGCCAAUCUUUGAAAAUACAGACGACAUGGCUGACACAAGGAUUGACGUGGCUCGAAUUCCGGCUGGUUCCGACACACCGCCUUGUCUGAAAAUCUCGCACAACACUUUUGAGACUAUGGAGAAAGCCAACUGGGAAUUUUUGAGACUAUCGCUGCCCGUUAUUUGCCAAUCAAGUUUCAUAACCGAAGGAGAGAAACUGCGACGAUGGCAAGAGAUAAAAAUGCGUCAGAACAGACUUCUCGUUGAACAGUCCGAGCAAACUCAGGGGACUUCUCAGUCAGCGCACAUGGAGCAAAUAAUCAAGUCCGGAUUCAGCAUGAGUGACAUCAAGGGCCUUCAAAGAAAUUAUUCGGAAGAUGCGGUCGAAGCUGAUGAAAUUAUGAAGGAAUCUCCGCUUCCGAUGCAACGAAUGAAGCCUUCCAGACCCCCGAGGAAAGGGUCUUUAUCCCGGUCCAACAUGUAUGGGUCGAGAGGCGGGACUUUGGAAAGAGCCACAAGCGAAGCCGAGGUGAAUGGUUACGGAGACAUGAACGGGGACCUCAAGGACGACAAGAAGAAGAGGGGGCGAUCACCUUUCCGAUUCUUCUCUCGCAAAACAAAAUCACCGGAAGCAAAAUCGAAAACUCCGGAACCUCCGAUGAGGUCAGAUAUUUCGGACAGAAGCAGUAAGCCUUUGCCAUUUGUUAGGGUAGGAUCGAGACCGGCUCAAGUUAGAGUCUCCACUACCGAUUUGAAAGUGGUACCCCCACAAAUUCCGGAACGCAACGCGCCGAAACAAAUGUCUGUUCUCUCUGGGACGGGAGUUGAAGCAAUUGGAAAUGAAAUAUACGACGCGGAUUGCUUGAAAUUGAUGAACGAAUACUUUUAUGGAGUAAGAAUAUUCCCUGGUCAAGAUCCAACUCAUGUUUAUGUCGGAUGGGUAACUUCGCAGUAUCAUUUGCAUACAAAAGAUUUCAACCUAUCGAGAGUUAGAAAAUCGUCAAUUGUAAUCGUGGACGACUACGACAGACCGUUAGAGCAGGUUGAUCGUCAGAGCUGCUACAUGGUGAGAGCCGACGAGCUUUACAACGAAGUGACUCAAGAUGCUUCUGGUAAAGGUGCUUCGCAAGGCAUGUUCGUUGGGUGUUUUGUCGACAUAGCCACCGGCUGGGUGUCCUUCACCUGCGAAGGAAAAGAAACGAGUCAUAAGUUUAAAAUGGAACCGGACACAAAGUUAUUCCCAGCUAUUUUCGUUGAGGCAACAAGCAGAGAAAUACUUCAAAUAGAAUUGGGAAGAACGUCUACUACGUUGCCGUUGUCAGCUGCUGUUUUACAAAACUCGGAGCGUCAUGUGAUUCCUCAGUUCCCGCCCAGAUUGAAAGUGCAAUGUCUUAAGCCUCAUCAGUGGGCCAGGGUACCCAAUCAAUCCCUCCAAGUGCAUGCGCUCAAGCUAUCCGAUAUAAGGGGAUGGUCGAUGUUGUGCGAAGAUGCAAUUUCGAUGCUUGCUUUGCAUAUUCCGGAAGAGGACAGAUGCAUCGAUAUUCUUGAACUAAUUGAAAUGGACAAACUUCUAAGCUUUCACGCCCAUACGCUCACACUAUAUGCAGCGUUGUGCUAUCAAUCGAAUUAUAGAGCAGCACAUGCCCUCUGUUUGCAUGUGGAUCAGAAGCAAUUACUCUAUGCUAUUCGGUCCGAAUAUAUGUCCGGCCCGCUUCGACAAGGUUUUUAUGAUCUAUUAAUUGCAUUGCAUCUCGAGUCUCAUGCCACAACUAUGGAAGUUUGUAAGAACGAGUUCAUCAUUCCAUUAGGGCAAGAAAUAAAGGAUCUCUACGAAGAUCCUGACAUGAAGCACAGCUUGAGAUACUUGGAAACUGAAUCGGUCCGGCCACAGAUGAAAAUGACCGACAUCGAGGUACUUCCUUCCAGUGAAAAUCAGAGCAUCGAAAAUAUUCGAAACUUGUACAGUCCGUAUUUCCCACUUGAUGUGGUUCGUAAUUACGUUAUGAUGGCCCUCAAUGAAGCAGUGGAAGUUAAUCAAGUCCAUAAUCGAGAUCCUAUUGGAGGCAGCAAUGAAAAUUUAUUUCUACCACUAUUAAAACUUGUGGACAGACUACUACUUGUUGGAAUGCUCAGGAAUGAAGAUAUUUUCAAAUUGCUCAUAAUGAUCAAUCCAGAGACCUGGGAUCCGACUUUUCAAAAAGAAGGAAAAGAUGAACAUAAGAAAGGAUUGCUACACAUGAAGAUGGCCGAAGGCGCAAAAUUGCAAAUGUGCUACCUGCUGCACCAUUUGAAUGAUAUCCAGCUUCGGCAUCGUGUCGAGUCAAUAAUUUCCUUUAGUCACGAUUUUGUUGGUGAUCUUCAGUCCGAUCAACUCCGGCGUUAUAUUGAUAUUAAACAGUCUGAUCUUCCAUCGGCUGUAGCGGCAAAGAAAACUAAAGAGUUCAGAUGUCCGCCUCGCGAACAAAUGAAUGCUAUUUUAGGAUUCAAAAAUUUAGACGAGGAAGAGAAAGAAAACUGUCCGUGUGGUGAAGAAUUGAGGGAGAAAAUGAACGAAUUUCACGAUGAGUUGAUGUCCUACGUGUCGCUCCAUGCACUGCAGGAGGCGGCUGAUGCUGCAAAUGAAAUAAUAGAAAUUGAGAAGCCAGGAGCUAUGAAACGGGUUUUCAAUUUCAUAAAUGCCGUCAAAGAAUUUGAGGAAGAGCCGAAACUUGAACCGGACCCUGUCAAGAAAACCCCGGAAGAGGUAUUUCGCAAAGUACUCAUAGCAACGAUAGUCAAAUGGGCAGAAGAAUCGCAAAUUGAAACACCGAAGCUCGUCCGUGAAAUGUUCAGUUUAUUGGUACGCCAGUAUGAUACCGUUGGCGAAUUGAUUCGAGCGUUAGAAAAGACGUAUAUAAUAAAUAGCAAGACAAAGGAAGAUGUUGCUGAAAUGUGGGUGGGUUUGAGUCAAAUCCGUGCAUUGCUGCCCGUUCAAAUGUCUCAGGAAGAAGAGGAACUGGUUCGUGAACGUCUUUGGAAGCUUGUGAACAAUCACACGUUCUUCCAACAUCCCGACUUGAUUCGCGUGCUGAGAAUUCACGAGAACGUAAUGGCGAUAAUGAUGAAUACACUGGGAAGACGAGCCCAAGCCCAGUCCGAUGCUCAGGCACAGAGUCAGGCUGCCGAGGGAGAGGCGGCCGCCAAAGAAAAAGAUACUUCCCACGAAAUGGUGGUGGCAUGUUGCCGAUUUCUUUGCUAUUUCUGCCGCACCUCGAGGCAAAAUCAGAAAGCUAUGUUUGAUCAUUUUGAUUUCUUGCUCGAGAACAGUAAUAUCCUUCUAUCGAGACCUUCGCUAAGGGGGUCAACGCCACUCGACGUGGCAUAUUCUUCGCUGAUGGAAAAUACCGAACUUGCUCUCGCACUCAGAGAGCAUUACCUUGAAAAGAUCGCUAUUUAUUUAUCUCGCUGUGGACUGCAAUCAAAUUCCGAGUUAGUUGAAAAGGGAUAUCCAGAUCUUGGUUGGGAUCCAGUCGAGGGUGAACGUUACCUAGACUUCUUGCGCUUCUGUGUUUGGGUCAACGGUGAAAGUGUCGAAGAAAAUGCUAACUUGGUGAUAAGACUGCUCAUUCGGCGGCCAGAAUGCUUGGGUCCUGCGCUUCGCGGAGAAGGAGAAGGUCUGUUGAGAGCUAUCAUGGAGGCAAAUAAAAUGUCCGAGCGUAUCGCGGAUCGUAGAAAGGUUCAAGACGAAACGGAAGGAACAGCUAUGGUUAUUCAGUUUGAGCACCCUCUUCCCGAGUCGGACGAUGACGAAGAUUACAUCGAUACCGGAGCAGCCAUUCUGAACUUUUAUUGUACCUUAGUGGAUCUCUUGGGACGCUGUGCUCCAGAUUCUUCUGUCAUAGAACAAGGAAAAAACGAAUCCCUCCGAGCAAGAGCUAUUUUGCGUUCUCUUGUCCCACUUGACGAUCUACAAGGUGUUCUUUCACUCCGAUUUACACUGCAAAAUCCUGCCGCUGGCGAGGAAAGACCUAAGAGUGACAUGCCGUCUGGAUUAAUUCCGGGGCACAAGCAGAGUAUAGUGUUAUUUUUGGAACGUGUUUAUGGGAUUGAAACGCAGGAACUUUUCUUCAAAUUACUCGAAGAAGCUUUUUUGCCUGACCUUAGGGCUGCUACCAUGCUGGAUAGGAAUGACGGCUACGAAUCUGAUAUGGCUUUAGCUAUGAAUCGAUACAUAGGAAACAGUAUACUACCACUCCUCAUAAAACAUUCUAAGUUCUACAAUGAAGCCGACAACUACGCGAGUUUAUUAGAUGCUACGUUGCAUACAGUGUAUCGUCUCAGUAAAAACAGGAUGUUAACCAAGGGACAGCGUGAAGCUGUUUCUGAUUUUCUCGUGGCAUUGACCAGCCAAAUGCAACCGAGUAUGUUGCUGAAGCUCCUUCGAAAGUUGACCGUCGAUGUUUCAAAAUUGUCGGAAUAUACAACAGUAGCUUUAAGGCUGCUGACAUUACAUUACGACCGCUGUGCUAAAUACUACGGCUCGACAAGCGGUCAAGGAGCUUACGGAGCUUCAAGCGACGAAGAGAAACGUCUGACAAUGGUCUUGUUCAGUAACAUAUUCGACUCAUUAUCCAAAAUGGAUUAUGAUCCGGAAUUGUUCGGUAAGGCGUUGCCUUGUUUGACCGCCAUCGGUUGUGCCUUACCUCCCGACUAUUCGUUAUCGAAAAAUUAUGACGACGAAUGGUACGGGAGUAAGUCUGCCUCGACACAAUCUCCGGACGGACCAUAUAAUCCGCAGCCGAUCAACACGUCCAGUGUCGUGCUGAACAAUGAUUUGAAUUCGAUAGUACAAAAGUUUUCUGAGCACUAUCACGAUGCUUGGGCUAAUAGAAAGCUAGAAAAUAGCUGGACGUACGGUGAACAGUGGUCUGAUCUAAACAAGACACAUCCUAGACUGAAGCCUUACAAUUUGCUUAAUGAUUAUGAAAAAGAACGCUAUAAGGAACCCGUCAGGGAAAGUUUGAAGGCACUGCUUGCUAUUGGGUGGAGCGUUGAACACUCCGAAGUGGACGUACCUUCUACAAGUCGUAGCUCUAUGAGAAGGUCGUCUAAGAGCCAAGCAGACGCAGCGAAUCCGUUCAACUACAACCCUCAUCCCGUUGACAUGACCAACCUGACACUCAGUAGAGAAAUGCAAAACAUGGCUGAGCGUUUGGCUGACAACGCUCAUGACAUUUGGGCUAAAAAGAAGAAGGAGGAGCUCAUCACUUGCGGAGGUGGUAUUCACCCACAGCUGGUGCCUUACGACUUGUUAACCGACAAAGAGAAACGCAAGGAUCGUGAACGCUCCCAAGAGUUCUUGAAAUAUCUACAAUAUCAAGGAUACAAAUUGCACAAGCCAGUUCGCAGUAGUACGGCGGAUACGGAAGUUGCCGGGGUCGGAGCAGCUGUAGAAUUACGAUUCGCGUAUUCCUUGCUUGAGAAAUUGAUAGCGUAUUUGGAUAAAGCUACUAUCAACAUGAAGUUGUUGAAGCCUUCGGACACCUUUAGCAGGAGGAACAGUUUCAAAACAUCGACAAGAGAUAUAAAGUUUUUCAGUAAAGUGGUUCUACCGUUGAUGGAAAAGUACUUCAGUACUCACAGAAAUUACUUUAUCGCCGUGGCCACUGCGACAAAUAACAUAGGAGCUGCGUCACUGAAAGAAAAAGAAAUGGUUGCUGCGUUAUUUUGCAAGCUGGCGAGUUUGCUCCGUUCACGAUUAGCUGCAUUCGGGGCAGAUGUUAGAAUAACCGUUCGAUGUCUGCAAGUGUUGGUCAAAGGUAUCGACGCGAAAUCGCUUGUAAAAAAUUGUCCAGAAUUUAUCAGAACGUCGAUGUUAACAUUCUUCAACAAUACGGCCGACGACUUGGGACAUACCAUAGGCAAUUUGCAAGAAGGAAAAUACAGUCAUCUUAGAGGAACGCACUUGAAAACAUCGACUUCUUUGUCUUAUGUGAACAGCGUUGUUUUACCCGUCCUCACCGCCAUGUUCGAUCACUUAGCGGCUUGCGAAUACGGCAGUGACUUGUUGCUGGACGAGAUUCAAGUUGCCUCGUACAAAAUGCUGGCAUCUCUUUAUACGUUGGGUAUCGACGCUACUCUAACCCACGAUCGGAAGUAUUUGAAAACUGAAAUCGAACGGAACAAACCUAAUCUUGGUUCUUGCCUUGGAGCCUUCUCCAGCUGCUUCCCAGUUGCCUUUCUAGAGCCCCACUUGAACAAGCACAACCAGUUUUCGCUAUUAAAUAGAAUCGCCGAUCACUCCCUCGAGGCUCAAGAUAUAAUGUCUCGGAUGGAAUCGAGUAUGCCUACGUUAGAAACGAUCUUGACCGAGGUAGAUCAGUUUGUGGAAUCGGAAAAAACUUAUAGCGACGCCCCUCACGUUAUCGAUGUCAUACUACCAUUGCUUUGCUCGUACUUGCCUUUCUGGUGGGCUCAAGGUCCAGACAACGUCAAUCCGAAUGAGGGAACGUACGUGAGCAUGGUUACGAGUGACCACAUGAACCAGCUCUUGAAAAAUGUGUUGAAAUUGAUCAAAAAGAACAUCGGAAACGAGAAUGCUCCGUGGAUGACACGCAUCGCGGCUUACACGCAACAAAUUAUCAUUAAUUCAUCUGAAGAGCUGCUCAAGGAUCCGUUCUUGCCACUUGCUGAACGUGUUAAGAAGCGGACCGACAACAUGUUCCACAAGGAGGAAUCGUUGCGUGGCUUUAUCAAGUCGUCAACGGACGAUACGUCUCAGAUAGAAGCACAAAUUCAGGAAGACUGGCAACUCCUUGUCAGAGAUAUAUAUUCGUUUUACCCGCUGCUUAUUAAAUAUGUCGAUUUACAACGUAAUCAUUGGCUGCGUAACAACAUACCGGAAGCCGAAGACCUUUAUAAUCACGUUGCAGCAAUAUUCAAUACCUGGUCCAAGUCACAGUACUUUUUACGCGAAGAACAGAACUUUAUAUCAGCCAAUGAAAUUGACAAUAUGGUUCUUAUCAUGCCUACAGCUACCAGAAGACCGACGGCUGUUUCCGAUGGCACAACUCCGUCCGGUGGUGGAAAGAAAAAGAAGAAACAUCGGGACAAAAAACGAGACAAAGACAAGGAAGUACAGGCGUCGCUGAUGGUUGCUUGCCUGAAACGAUUGUUGCCUGUUGGCUUGAACUUGUUUGCAGGACGAGAACAGGAACUCGUCCAGCAUUGUAAGGAUAGGUUUUUAAAGAAACUUCCCGAAUAUGAAAUCACUGAGUUCGCUACAACGCAGCUUACUUUGCCGGACAAAAUCGAUCCGGCUGAUGAAAUGUCUUGGCAACAUUACCUGUAUUCAAAGCUUGGGCAAAAAAAAGAUGUGACCGAACCGGUCAAGGCUCAACAACUCGACGAUGUAGUUACUAGAAUUGUGGCAAUGGCCAAAGUGCUUUACGGGCUUCACAUGAUAGACCAUCCCCAGCAGCAGAGCAAGAGUAGCUAUCGCUCGGUGGUGUCUAUACAGAGAAAGCGAGCAGUUAUUGCUUGCUUCCGUCAGACCUCCCUACAUUCCUUACCCAGGCAUCGGGCAAUCAAUAUCUUUGCAAGAACUUAUUACGAACUCUGGCUGCAAGACGAGAAUGUGGGACAAGAAGUUAUGAUUGAAGAUCUGACGCAAUCAUUCGAAGAUGCAGAAUUGAAAAAGAUGGAUAAGACGGAAGAGGAGGGUAAACCUGAUCCUUUAACGCAACUAGUUACAACGUUCUGUCGCGGAGCCAUGACUGAACGUUCAGGAGCUCUUCAAGAAGAUCCCCUCUACAUGAGUUAUGCGCAAAUAGUAUCAAAAUCUUGCGGGGAGGAAGAAGAGGAAGGCGAAGAUGAAGGAGGGGGCGAGGAGGAAGGCGCGGCAUCAAUUCAUAGGCCUAUGCACAAACUCAUGGAACAAGAAAUGGAGAAACAGAAGCUGUUGUUUCAUCAAGCUCGUCUUGCAAAUCGAGGAGUUGCAGAAAUGGUAUUGCUGCAUAUUUCGGCUUGCAAGGGUGUCCCAAGCGAGAUGGUCAUGAAAACUUUAGAGCUGGGCAUUUCAAUUCUACGAGGUGGUAACAUCGAGAUUCAGAAGGGGAUGCUGAACCAUUUGAAAGAGAAAAAAGAUGUUGGAUUUUUCACCUCAAUUGCUGGAUUAAUGAAUUCGUGUAGCGUACUAGAUCUCGAUGCUUUCGAAAGAAACACAAAGGCAGAAGGUCUGGGAGUCGGGUCUGAAGGUGCUGCGGGUGAAAAAAAUAUGCAUGAUGCUGAAUUCACCUGUGCGUUGUUCAGGUUUAUUCAACUGACUUGCGAAGGGCACAAUUUAGACUGGCAGAAUUACUUGAGAACCCAAGCUGGCAACACAACGACGGUGAACGUAGUCAUAUGCACUGUGGAUUACCUCCUUCGUCUCCAGGAGUCAAUCAUGGACUUUUACUGGCACUACUCCAGCAAAGAACUCAUAGAUCCAGCUGGAAAAGCAAACUUCUUCAAGGCUAUCGAAGUCGCAAGUCAAGUAUUCAACACCCUGACUGAAGUUAUUCAAGGUCCUUGUGCUCAGAACCAACAAGCUUUGGCACACUCUAGGCUUUGGGAUGCCGUGGGAGGAUUUCUGUUUCUCUUUUCACAUAUGCAGGACAAACUUUCCAAGCAUUCUAGCCAAGUAGAUCUUCUCAAAGAAUUACUAAAUCUGCAAAAGGACAUGAUCACGAUGAUGCUGUCUAUGUUAGAAGGUAACGUUGUAAACGGCACCAUUGGAAAGCAGAUGGUGGAUACGCUCGUGGAAUCUGCUGGAAAUGUUGAAUUAAUUUUGAAAUACUUUGACAUGUUCCUCAAGUUGAAGGAUCUUAUAUCUUCGCCCAGCUUCCUCGAAGUUGACAUCAAUAACGACGGAUGGGUAUAUCCGAAAGACUUUAAGGAAAAGAUGGAACAACAAAAAAGUUAUACCAUCGAGGAGAUCGAAUUCUUACUAGCUUGUUGCGAAACAAAUCACGACGGCAAAAUUGAUUAUGUUGCAUUUAUGGAUCGUUUUCACGAGCCUGCUAAAGAGAUUGGCUUCAACCUCGCUGUUCUGUUGACAAAUUUGUCAGAACAUAUGCCAAACGAGCCAAGGCUUGCACGUUUUCUUGAAACAGCAGGUUCUGUGCUCAAUUACUUUGAACCGUUCCUGGGGCGAAUAGAAAUUCUCGGCGGUAGUAGAAAAAUUGAGCGUGUUUACUUUGAAAUCAAAGAAUCCAAUAUCGAGCAGUGGGAAAAACCUCAGAUCAAAGAAUCGAAACGAGCGUUCUUCUACAAUACAGUAACCGAAGGAGGUGACAAGGAGAAAUUGGAGACAUUUAUUAAUUUUUGCGAAGAUGCUAUAUUUGAAAUGCAGCACGCAAGUGCCUUGAUGGCUGUCGAAGAGAGCAGCGGUAUUGGAAAAGCAAGAGAAUCAUCUUACACCUAUAUGACGGAAGAUGACGAUGAAAGAAACAAGGAUCCGAUCCGAAGGGGAAUUCAGGCUUUCAAAGACGGAGUUUAUUUCUUCUUCUCAAUGUUCUCUCCGACCAACAUAAAGAACAAAUUUUCCGAAAUGCAGCAAAUGACAAUCCCGGAAUUGUUUGUUGGCUUCUUUAAAAUGAUUUUCUAUGCAUUCUACUACUCUGGAUUUGGUGUCGGCUGCGUUAUCAGAUACUUCAUGAGAUUAUUGCUCAGUUUAAUGAGAGGACCGCACAUUGACGAACCGAUAGUUGAGGUCAAGGAAGAAGAAGAAAAACCGUUACGGCUACUACCAGCCUUACCGCCAACGCCCGAUGAUUCAAAUUUACAGGUCCAGGCGUUUGGAAUGGAUAUAACGAAAGAAGAAGGUGGUCAAAUUAAACUAGCUCCCCACGAAUCUGCCGCUUCUACACCUCAGUCAAGUAUGGAAGAAACGGGUGAGAGUACGCAAGACGAAGGAGUCGGCGAAGAUCAUCCUCGAGGUGCAGUGGACGGAAUUGCUACCGAAACGGAAGGACCUGUGACAUUGGCAGACUUAUUAGGAGGAGAACAAGCCAGAGCACAAGCAGCAGCUACAGCCGAGGCGGCAGCAGCUCAGCAAGCUGCAAUGGCAGCUGUCGAGGCAGAGGCGAAACAAGAAACUGCAAUCGAACCCUCAGCUGGCUCAAGUAUCGAUCUUUCCGAAUACACUCACCGCAUUGUGUCUUUCCUAGCGAGAAACUUUUAUAAUCUGAAAUACGUUGCCUUAGUACUGGCCUUCUGUAUAAACUUCAUGUUACUCUUUUAUAAGGUCACUUCGCUUGGUGAAGAGGAAAACGGAAGUGGCAGCGGAGAUCCGAUAGCUGACUUGUUGGCAGAGAUUUCAGGCGAGGGUUCAUCCGAUGGCGAUGGUAGCGGCGGUGAAGGAGGAAGUGGCGGUAGUAACGGAAGUUCCGAAGAAGAGGAGGAUCCUUUGGAACUUGUUGAAGUGUCGGAAGACUUCUACUACAUGGCGCACGUCAUGCGACUUAUGGCUGCCAUGCACUCUAUUGUGUCCCUUGCCAUGCUGGUCGCCUAUUACCACCUCAAGGUACCCUUAGCUAUCUUCAAGCGUGAGAAAGAAAUUGCUCGUCGGGUAGAGUUUGACGGUCUGUACAUAGCAGAAACACCGGAGGAGGAUGAUAUUAAGGCACAUUGGGAUAAAAUGGUGAUAUCUGCAAAGUCUUUCCCUGUCAAUUACUGGGAUAAGUUCGUUAAAAAAAAGGUUCGACAAAAGUAUAGCGAAACGUACGACUUUGACUACAUCAGUAAUCUACUCGGAAUGGAAAAGACUUCGUUCAGCCAACAAGAGGAAGAAGGUUCUGGAUUGCUACACUUUAUUAUAAAUAUCGACUGGCGUUAUCAGGUCUGGAAAGCGGGCGUCACGAUUACUGACAAUGCCUUCUUGUACAGUUUAUGGUAUUUUACGUUCUCGAUACUGGGAAACUACAACAACUUCUUCUUUGCCGCACAUCUGUUGGAUGUCGCAGUAGGAUUCAAAACACUCAGAACAAUUUUGCAGUCAGUAACACACAACGGAAAACAAUUAGUAUUGACCGUGAUGUUGCUGACAAUCAUAGUCUACAUAUACACGGUCAUAGCCUUUAAUUUCUUCCGGAAAUUUUAUAUUCAAGAAGAGGAUGAUGAAGUUGAUAAAAAAUGUCACGACAUGUUAACGUGCUUUGUAUUCCAUCUGUACAAAGGAGUGAGAGCCGGUGGCGGUAUUGGUGAUGAAAUUGGAGAACCCGACGGCGAUGACUAUGAAGUCUAUCGUAUAAUGUUUGAUAUCACGUUCUUCUUCUUUGUCAUUGUUAUCCUGCUUGCUAUUAUUCAAGGUUUGAUCAUCGACGCGUUCGGAGAGUUGCGUGAUCAGCUUGAAAGUGUCAAAGACAACAUGGAAAGCAACUGUUUUAUAUGUGGUUUGGGAAAAGAGUACUUCGAUACAGUGCCUCAUGGUUUUGAUACACACGUCCAGCAGGAACAUAAUUUAGCAAAUUACAUGUUCUUCCUCAUGCAUCUGAUUAAUAAACCGGAUACAGAAUACACUGGUCAAGAGACGUACGUUUGGAAUAUGUAUCAACAAAGGUGUUGGGAUUUCUUCCCAGUGGGUGAUUGCUUCCGAAAGCAGAACGAGGCUGUUGAGGAGGAAGCCAAAAAGAAAUGAAGUCGACGGUUUCACGUCGCAGUAAAAAAUAUCGAGUCGACCGUUAAAUCCUAUCUCGAUCUUACCGCUUCUAUACUGUAGGUAGUGAAGCGAGAUGAAUUUUUUUUUCAAAUCCUAGGUUCAAAGAAUUACUACGAAUUAUAAAAUUGCGAAAAUUUCAUGCGGUGCCGUGAAAAAUAUUCAGAUGAUUCAUAAAAACAUUGAUAUUCAAAAGAUCUAUCAUCUCUUUGAAAUGCAGCUUAAUCUUCGCUACGUUUUCAAAUUUCAUAAUUGAAAGGAGCUAAUAUGAAUUUCAGAACGUCAAGCUUUUUAACAUGUAUUUGUAUAAUUUACCUUGGACUAUUGGAAUUCGAACGAUACACAUAUUUUUAUAAGCCUUUAUAAUACUGAAUGAGAAACAUAAUCCGGUAGUAAUUUUAGCGCAGCGAAGCUCUCAUAACUUAGAUUCACUCGUUAUAAACGUCCUAUCGUACAUUUAUUAAUCAUUAGAUGAAAUCAAAUAAUUAAUAUUAAAAAUUGAAAGCACAAAGAUCUAGUAAUAUAUUAGUGGUUGAUAGAUUAUUAUUCAUACUUUUUACGGUUCACUGGCGAAAUGAUUCGGUCGUUAUUCUCCAUGUAUAGACACAUCUCUAAAGGCCGACGGCAUUGUCGAUUUAUUCUUAUAGGAUAACAUGUUGCCGAUUUUGGAAACUUUACUGGUUAGAUCAGUUACUCUAUACAUUAUAUUAUAAUAAACACGUAAUGCAUUGUACGCUGCAGUGUAAACAUUUUUGAAAAUAUGUUAUUAUUGACGACUGAGCUGAUAUAAUGUUAAAUUAAAUAUGUGUCGAUAUAUUGUAAAUAAAGAUUUUUCAGCGGCGUUACCGAAAAACACCGAAUCGUCAAAGUUACUAUUUAUUCAAUUUCGUUUUGCGGGACGAAAAUGACCGGUCGUAAAGAGAAAUUGUGAACCAGUUCUAUUUUUAUGCUCCCGUUAACGAAAGAGAGACUGAGCUUACUAAUGGUUUCUUCUAAACUUGUAUCUGAAAUCUCAUUCGCCGUUUUUUGUAAUUCUACAUCCUCUGACCUGCUCAAUGCCGCUCGGCGCGAUCAACUCACUCACCGCGUGUUCGAAAAAUUCGAAUAUUGAUCUUUCUUAUCGUUGCACAUAUUUCGCAAACAGUACCUGAUCAGCCCAUCGUUUUACCUUAAUUAAAAUCCCGUCAAACAUUAAAUUAGCUGACGCACACUUUCAUCUACUCGCUCCGGUUGGCCUACUACUAGGAGCAGGUACAACCCUUUCACCGCUGUGCGUUGGUCAGCUCAAUCUGUCCACAUCCGACGGUCCUGAUCUGUACUUACAAAAGGCAGGACUAGGUUGGUUCGUCGGGGGGAGUGCGUCGUCCAUCCCGCCACAGAAUCGAGAAUCAUGCCUCGCAAUCACCAGUGAUCUUUAAUUCAACAUGACGAGAUUCUGGGAGAUCGAGGAGGGCCGUCCUAUUUACUCCUUCUCGGAAGAAGAACGGACUUGCGAGAGGUACGAUCCAGCGAGGAAGGGUACUAUGCCUGACUCAUCACGCUAUUAUAAAACAAAGUAGUCCUACCACAAGGGUACGAGUCAUAUUAGACGGACCUGCGAAAACUAUCUCUGAAACCGCACUCUGCGAUACUCUACUCGUCGGUCCCACUGUAGGUAUAACCAGACAUCUUUGUUUGGGAAAAAAAUCAGCGGGGUCAAGAUUUCUGGAUAUACAAGUGGUUGUGCAAGCAAGCCUACGUAUUAACAGGAAGCAUUGAAAAAUGUACCGACAAGUGCUUGUGGAACCAGAGGAUCGCAGAUAUCAACGAAUCCUAUGGAGAAUUUCUGCUGGACAAAUACAACCAUGCGAGUUGAACACCGUCAUCUUCGGCUUGUUUCCUGCGCCGUAUUGAGCGAUAAGAAUACUUCAUCAACUCACGGAAGAUAAGACGCAUUUAUUUCCUAGAGGAGCCAAGGUCCUCAAGGAAGACUUCUACGACGACGACGUCCUCACUGGAGCCGCUACAAUAGAAAAAGCAAUUUUUCGGAGAAAAGAGCUGACGGUACUGUUGACAUCUGCUGGAUUAAUUUACCACAUGCCAAUGGUCAUCGAACGAUCAGGUAACCUUACAGGAGGUUCCCAAAGAAAGCAUAAACGAACGCCUCGGCCUCGGAGAGGAAACAGCAUUGAAAACUCCAGGGGUAUUCUGCAACUCUGGCAGAGAUAGUAUUGUAUAUACGGUCCACCCAUUUUCUAGCAAGUCUAGAGUUACUAAACGAACAAUCCCGUCGUGAACAGCGAAAAUCUUUGACGCGUUAGGACUCGUCGCUCCAGUAAUCGUCACUGCUGAGAUCCUCACGCAACGAUUACCGAGUCUGUAGCUUGAUUAGAACGAAUCCGAAGAGCACAUGGUACAUUUGGACAUAGUUUU